Messenger RNA from Ochlerotatus camptorhynchus, 1383 nucleotides. RefSeq lists its product as uncharacterized. The record is from RefSeq and is a predicted model, not a curated record. Lineage: Eukaryota; Metazoa; Arthropoda; Insecta; Diptera; Culicidae. The coding region runs from base 1 to 1383 and encodes 460 amino acids. The transcript has 2 exons. Gene Ontology annotation, molecular function: magnesium ion binding; pyruvate kinase activity; potassium ion binding. Gene Ontology annotation, cellular component: cytoplasm. Gene Ontology annotation, biological process: glycolytic process.
AUGACUUUCGUUGCUGAAAAUACGUUCUUGUGGCAAAAAUUGGCGAUUGAAAUAAACCACACUAUGACGGUUGAUAACGUAGCAAAAUUGCUUCGCAUGGGAGUUAAAAUCCUAUUCCUUCGAUUUGGGUUGUACACGAAGAUUGAAAAUGAAAAAAUACUGGAUGUGUCCAAUCAAGCCAUCAACGUGUAUUCUACGGAAACAGUUCCUUGGAAACCCGUGAUCGGGAUUGCGUGCGAACUGAGUGGCAAAAGUUGUCGAUUGAAGUUCGACAGGAAUCGAGGUCCGAUUGAAAUUGUUCCAGGACAAAGAAUCUUUUUAACGUCCGAUACAAAGUAUGAGAAUAAAAAGAUUGACACUGUUAUAUAUGUUACAAAUUUGAAGAAACAACUGACAAGAUUGAAACCGAACGAUGUUGUAAAAAUAGAGCAAAUUGAACUGAAAGUAUGCAAAAUCAAUGGAAAAUUCAUGCAAUGUUGCGUAAGGAAUAACGAUGACAUCAGUCCUCCGCUGAGACUGCAUCCUUAUGAUCGCUUAAUAAUUAAGGCUUUGAACAGCAAGUGGAGAUUUGACGAGAACGAUAAACAAGAAUGUGUAAUGGCUCUUAAUAACAAUUGCCAUUACAUUGUGAUACCUGACAUGGAAAGCCAUAUGGUAAUUCAUGAUUUGGAUGAAUUAAUUCAGUUUCACCAAAUCGAAAACCGAACAAUUCGAACCAUAGCUAAACUUGCCCCGUCUGUAGUAGACCCCUGCAUCAAACAUAAUAUUCAACACGUGGCUGGAGUUAUUACCCAGGAUGCCGGUGUUAUCAGGCAAUGUAAAGAAUAUUGCAAAUCAGUACUGUUCGAACUAUCUAAUUUGAAUCAAUUACGCAAUGAAGAUAUUGUGCAUCAGGUUGACGUUUUCAUCACAAAUCCUGAUCUACUAGAGCCACUCAAAUUCAGUCUCAAAGAGCUCAAUCAAACCACAAUCCAUAAAAUUGGUGCGGUGCCGAUACAACUGCAGCAGAAGCAACACAUCUUAAGUCAGUGUAUUGAAUAUGCCAGCAACAAUUGCAAAGCUAAUGCCAUCAUCCUUUGUACAUCAAAAACUUCAUGUGAAUCUGAAAAACUGUCCAGAAGAAAAUUACCCUGUCCGGUCCUCAUCACAACCAGCUAUGACGAUGUCAUGUACUAUCUGUUGCUUCGGAAAUAUUGCUUUCCAAUCUCGAUACCACGGAACAUAAAAUCAAACCGACAACUCAUCAAAUACGCAACCGUUUACGGGAGGAAAUUUGGAUUUCUGAAACCAGGUAAUCUAACCGUUACUGGUUUCGGCGAGAGCUUGAUUCAAGGUGUGGAAUUACGGUACGUGCCAGACGAUUUAAUUCUUCGACUUCAAUAA